AUGCUGGUAAAAGAAAGACUAUUUCUUAAAAACAUGUUUUUAGCGAUAAUACUCAGCAUCAUAGUCAUUUUCAUACAUUUUAAUGAGGAAUACAACGUAUAUGUUGACCAAAUAACAACUAGGAACAACAAGCUACAUAGAUUUUUGGAACUAAAUGCAGAUAACUACAGAGAAUUGCUCAGCGAUGACUGGAUACUGUCUGUCAACUAUAAAAUAGACCCGUACGAAGAAAUGGGCAUUUACGAGUUGUUGUACACCGUAAAUAUCGCUUUCCUGUCUUUGAACUCGUUUGAAAAUGUACGUAUAUUUGAUUUGCUUUGUCUUUCUAAGAUACCGGCAUUCUACUAUGUUAAAAAUGGUGUAGUGCUGGAUCAAGGCAACAAAAUUGUGACUUCUUUAGACUUAGAUAGAAAGAAUGACCUGAUUAAUGUGGUUGAUUUCUACAUACUAUCAAAAGUACACGAUAUGUACGACUACUUGCGUAAAUUCAUGAAAAGGAUGCACUAAUAUGUUUAGUAUACGUGUACGAGCAGAUAAAAAAUAAAAAGUGUUACA
Vavraia culicis subsp. floridensis is the source of this 555-nucleotide messenger RNA. RefSeq lists its product as uncharacterized. The record is from RefSeq and is a predicted model, not a curated record. Bases 1 to 507 code for a protein of 168 amino acids. The transcript has a single exon. NCBI's taxonomy places the organism in Eukaryota, Fungi, Microsporidia, Pleistophoridae.